AAGCCAAGUAGAGAAAUAGGAAAUGGUAGACGGGAAAUACUAGACCACAUCGACAAAGUUCGAAUGGACAACAAAGGAAGCAUUAGCGCGUCAUCUGCUGUGAUACUUGAUUCCUUACAAAUGAAACUUACUGAAACAUCACACGAACUACUUUCAACAUUAUUAAUGGCAGAUACAACUCAUAUCAGCAAAGACGAGGCCGCAUUAUAUGAUAGACAAAUUAGAUUAUGGGGUUUAGAAGCUCAGCAACGAAUGCGUAUUUCAUCAAUUCUAAUCAGUGGGAUGCGAGGACUAAGUAAUGAAAUAUGCAAGAAUUUGGUUCUUGCAGGGAUCGGCUCGAUUACAAUAAUUGACCAUAAUGUGGUUACAGAAGAAGAUCUUGGAACACAAUUUUUUGUGACAGAAGCAGACAUAGGAAAGAAUAAAGCAAUUGUUUCAGUUGAUCGGAUUCGUCAAUUAAAUCCUCGUGUCGUAGUGACAGCCGACAAUAACGACAUACGUGCCAAGUCUGAUGAUUUCUUCAAAACCUUUGAUUUAGUGUGUCUUACAGAUUGCGACCCUUAUACAAUGAUCCGAAUUAAUGAGAUCUGCAGAAUUUUUGAUAAAAAAUUUUAUGCAGCUUGCACUUAUGGUUUCUACGGUUACAUUUUUUGUGAUCUUAAACAACAUGAAUAUAUAGUAGAACGAAAGGUAGCAAUACCACAUAAAGAUGAGCACGAAAUAACAAAGAUAAAAAAGAAUGACGAAUACGUGAGCUUUCAAUGUGCCUUAUCCAAAGCUGAUUGGACAGAGAUUUCAGAUAGAAAACUAAAAAAGAUUUCGCCUUUAUUAUGGGCUAUUCAAAUUUUAUGGAAAUUUCAACAAGAAAUGGGUCGAUUACCAGCAACAAAUGAUAAUUCGGACGUUGAAAAAUUGUUAUCCCUGAGAAACUCGUAUUUGCAAACUAUUCAUAUUAAUAAUCUAUUUGUAACUGAUGAAUUUCUUAUAACUCUCGCAUCAUUUGCACUUACGGAAUUAACACCUAUAUGUGCAAUCCUGGGAGGUGUUUUAGCUCAAGACAUCCUGAAUGUGCUGUCCAAGAAGGGUGCCCCCAUUAACAACUUGUUUGUUUUUGACGGGCUUCAAG
Molecule: messenger RNA, 1126 nt
Organism: Dentiscutata heterogama
Lineage: Eukaryota; Fungi; Glomeromycota; Glomeromycetes; Diversisporales; Gigasporaceae
Source: the annotation of a GenBank genome assembly